Molecule: messenger RNA, 1038 nt
Organism: Mauremys mutica (yellowpond turtle)
Lineage: Eukaryota; Metazoa; Chordata; Testudines; Geoemydidae
Product: cell surface A33 antigen-like
Exons: 5
Coding region: 1-789 (262 amino acids)
Biological process (GO): immune response-activating cell surface receptor signaling pathway; positive regulation of natural killer cell mediated cytotoxicity
Source: RefSeq, a predicted model, not a curated record
AUGAAGAUCCUCAAACCCCUGCUCAGCUGCCGCCUGGCCCUGGAGGUGCUGAAGUUUCCAGCAGAAGGGUCAGAGUUCACCAUCGAGUGUACAUUCAACACAAGCAAUAAUUCAAUUAAGUGGUUUAUUGAAUGGAAUAAAACCAGAAACAAUGUAACAGCCAAGGUGAACAAUGUAACAGAUCGAAUCAUAUUCUCAGCAGAUCCAGAAAAGAGGUCUCUUUCCCUCACUGUGAAGAAAGCCGACAUCACUGAUUCUGGAACCUACGUAUGUGGGGUUGGGAGCAAAGAUGGGACAUAUCCUGGGACUGGAACCCAAGUGACCAUUGAUGAAAUUACAGACCUGAUGGUGAAUCAAACUCCAACCAGUGUCAGUGAUUUAGAAGGCUCAGAACUUACCAUGAAUUGUACAUUCAAGACAGUCAAUAACCACAGCACCAUGUAUGUGCGAUGGUAUAACUAUGGGACCGAGGAACUAAAGCAAGAGCUGGUGAAGGAGAGCGAGGUGAUCACAACGCUGCAUUUGGCCAAUGGGUUUGCCUCUCUCACUUUGAAGAAUGUGAAUUCAUCUAAUACAGGAACCUACGUGUGUGAGGUGGGGAUCACAGCAAGGAACCUCUCUGUGUCAGGAGCUGGAACCCAGGUGACCAUCAAUAAAAGGAGAAAUGCCUCCCACGUUGUUUUCGUCAUCCGGAUGGUUCUCGGGGCCCUUGUUAUAAUCUUGGCUGUGAUUAUUAUUACAGAGUGCGUGAUCUCAGAAAAGAGGGCUGCUGUCAGUCGAACAAUAUGAGGAUCAGCUGUUACAGCGUACACCUGGAGAUGGAGCUCUCAGACACCUGGUACCCAGGCAUUCCCCCCAACACCGUGUUGAGCAUCCUGCCUGCCAGAUUCUGCACCUGCAAAUAAACCUUGAUCUGAAUGGAAGUUCACAGGUGUUCAGAAUAAAGAAACUCUUCUCUGACACCCCUCUUUGAGGCAGCAGAACCCGGUGAUCGCUGAUGGCUUAGGUAGUCUCAGUGGCAUCUGAGCCAUAGGAAAA